Molecule: messenger RNA, 1714 nt
Organism: Talaromyces proteolyticus
Lineage: Eukaryota; Fungi; Ascomycota; Eurotiomycetes; Eurotiales; Trichocomaceae
Product: kinase-like domain-containing protein
Exons: 4
Coding region: 286-1413 (375 amino acids)
Source: RefSeq, a predicted model, not a curated record
CUUCAGAGUUCGUUUUGCUCAUGAAUUGACUCCUGUUCUUGAUCUCUCGCCUUGAAACUGUAAUAGGCGGUUGGGUAUCCGAUUAUUUUAUAGGUGUCAAUAUAGUUCAGAAUUGAACAGCCCUCAGAAUUGCUGGUCGAGGACAAAUCUGCGGCCAAUGUACUGAGGAAACUGUCGUCAAUUUCGAAGAAUUCAUCUAAUUGGCCAGACUUUCACGCGGAGGGGGUUGAUCGAUCACCAUAUAUAUGUUGGUGUAUUCGCUUCAUUAAGGUUUUAUUCGUCAGGAUGGCAUUUCGUCCCGAAAAUAUUCCUCUAGUUGCCCGAAGAUUUUGGACUUCUGACGAGCUACCUUCAUUUUGUUCUAACACUCUGGCUUGUCCACUGUCUGGGGGACAUUGUCAAGUCUACAAGCUUGGAUUUUCCGAUCAGACUACCUGGGCUGUGCGAAUUCCAAUACAUGCAAGAAAUGCCCCUAAAGAGGUCGUCACAUCUGAACUCCAAUGCAAAAUAGAAGUUCUGGAACUUCUCGAUGCCAGCGGAUUCAAGUGGGCUCCAAAACUUAUCGGUCACGACCUGAGCUAUGAUAAUGAAGUUGGCUUUCCGCUCAUUGUUUACUCGUGGGUAUCAGGUGAUCCAUUGAAAUGGAACGAUGCUGCGCCUUUGCACCGAUGUGACCGCGACAAAGUCUUACGACAGGUAAUCCAGAUUAUACUGCAGCUAAUUCAAUGUACAAAAGCCAAAAAGGGACCUACGCUUGAUUUCCUUACAGAUGCCGUGGACCGAAAAUUCAUUCGAGUUUUUCGGAAUCAGUUACCGGGAAUUUCACUAGAGGAUUGCCUGGCACUUCGAGCAUCACUCCCCGAGGUUGUGCAUGGGGAAUUAGACGAUGCACCGUUCCUCAUUUCUCAUGGUGAUCUAUCGAGUAAUAACAUUCUAGUAGAUAACGAUUAUAACAUUACUGGGAUCAUUGAUUGGGGCUUUGCGACAUAUCAACCUUUCCCACUCGCUGGAGGUCUUCCGCGAUUUCUCGUCAUGGAAACUGAAGAAAGUUUGAUCCCCUCAUCAGUUACCCAGCAAGAUCGAAGAAGCCUGGUCACGCAUCUCAGUCAAUGUAGUUGUGAAUACGCGCCAUUACUGGCUCUUAUGUAUGGUGCAGCGGACGCGGACUACCGGUGGAUGGUGCUGGAAGCAGUUUUCAGUAAAGGGACUCACAAAUGGUUAGCUGAUUGCAUGUGGUUCAAGAGUGGCUCCACUUCCCGGAUUGACCGUGAAAUUUUGGAACGCGAAAUGGAAGCUUUUCUAAGUGGUCGUGUAAAUCUGGGAGCGAAUCUCACAAGAGAGCAGGUUUGUCAAUGUCUGCCAUGGAUGAAAGCGAGGGAUGUUCAACAUUUAAGAUUUGAACAGUCCGCCUGACUGAAGCAUGAGGAAGAAAUUGGUCCAAUCUUUGUCCUCUUGUGUUGCGAAUAUAACCUCUGUCUGGUGGCCUUGUGAAUGAUAUCCGAAUUGCCAACCGAGUGAUCAUUGAAUGUGAUUGGCUGGUUAGAUAGAUGAUAGGGCGCUAGCUUCAAAAGCCUAGUGUGAGGCUACUUCAACUCUGGAACGGGUCCUCAAUCCUGCACUUUCAUUGGUCGCCCUGAAGCAAAUUUACUCUUUGAUGUCGCUACUCCCGAGCUUCAAUUGCUCAUCAAUAUAGUGAGCUUUGCGAUGUUAGGUC